Molecule: messenger RNA, 1438 nt
Organism: Macaca mulatta (Rhesus monkey)
Lineage: Eukaryota; Metazoa; Chordata; Mammalia; Primates; Cercopithecidae
Gene: MTRFR
Product: mitochondrial translation release factor in rescue
Biological process (GO): translational termination
Cellular component (GO): mitochondrion
Molecular function (GO): translation release factor activity
Source: RefSeq, a predicted model, not a curated record
AACUCCCAAGAUUAUUUGCCCUUUGUCUUUCUGCCAGGGUGGAUAGGGAAGGACAAUCAGGUGGGGGUGGAGCUAGGCGUGUCUGAGCUCAGACUCUCCUAGGGCAGGUCUUGCUGAGGCUGCUGUAGGGAAUGGGGGUGAGAUUCCCAGGUCACUGGAGUUCUGUACCUAGUAGAGUUGUGGCUGCCUCUGCUGAGUCAUGCAGGUUGUCAGGGGGAAGUGGAGGAAAGCCAGCAGUCACAGGCCUUACCCAGCUCCCACACAAACCGAAGGGCCGGUCUUACUCCCACCGUGUCCCCCAACAACUGCCCUGAGUCUGUUUCCAGGCAGAGGGUGAGACUGGCCUGAAAAUUUGCCCGAGGCUGUUCGCCUCCCAGCUGCAAAAGAAAAGGGCUGCAGUUCUUGCCCCACCUGUGAAGUCUGCAUGCCGGAUUCGUGCCCUUCCCUGAGUUCUGGCCAGGAGCCUUCUUGCCCUGUUUAAAUUAUUAGAGUUCGACUAGAAAUUUUGAAUUCCUUCUCCCUGUGGAGUUUUACCCCCUGCUCCUCUGGCCAACCUCCCUCUGGAUCCCUGUGGUGUCAGGCAGGAAUGGGCUGCCUGGGGACCCAGCAAGCUCCCACUGCCUUUCUGCUGCUUCCUCUUCCCCUGUAUUUCGCUCGCCUGAGUCUGACUUAGCUCCAGGUAAAGUCAGAAAUUUCUUCUGCAAACAGACCUUCAGCCUCUCCAGUGCGGGGGUGUGUUUUGGAGAGGAGGGUCUCCCUUUCCCACUUCCACAGUUGGGGCACUCACAGUAUUUGGGGGUCUCCCAGGCCCUGCAGGAGCAAUCUGCUUCCUUCACAGGGUCUGUGAGCCCUCUCAGGAUUGCUGGCUUGUUCUUGCAGUUGAUCUGGAGCUAAAAUUCACAAUGUCCUCAGCCAGCAGAGCCAUGUUCCUCAAGAGCACCACGGGUUUAUUUCAUUUUCCUACAUCACUGACCCGAAUAUGCCGGGCGCCAUGGGGACUCCGGCUUUGGGAGAAGCUGACGUUGUUAUCCCCAGGAAUAGCUGUCACUCUGGUCCAGAUGGCAGGCAAGAAGGACUACCCUGCACUGCUUUCCUUGGAUGAGAAUGAGCUCGAAGAGCAGUUUGUGAAAGGACACGGUCCAGGGGGCCAGGCAACUAACAAAACCAGCAACUGUGUGGUGCUGAAGCACAUCCCCUCGGGCAUCGUUGUAAAGUGCCAUCAGACAAGAUCAGUUGAUCAGAACAGAAAGCUAGCUCGGAAAAUCCUACAAGAGAAAGUAGAUGUUUUCUACAAUGGUGAAAACAGUCCUGUUCACAAAGAAAAACAAGAAGCAGCGAAGAAAAAACAAGAAAGGAAAAAAAGAGCAAAGGAGACCCUGGAAAAAAAGAAGCUACUGAAAGAACUGUGGGAGUCAAGUAAAAAGGUCCACUGAGAAAA